AUGCAGCACUUGUACGAGACCGCAUAUGUAUGCGAGAUGGGCGCAUGGUGCUGUCGUAAUGCAGGACGCGGUGACCGAGUGCACACCACUGACACUUCCGCGGCGACACAACGCACAGAACGAGAUCUGGAAGAAGGAUCAGUGGGACGAGUUCUCGUUUUUGUUAAUCCACAUUCUGGAGCUGGCAAAGGAAAGAGGACAUUCCGACGGCUUGUAGCUCCUAAACUAAAGAAAAAUCGGAUAGAGUAUGAACUCAUCAUAACGACCGGGCCAAAUCAUGCGAAGGCGGUGGUACGAUCGCGAGAAGAUCUUUGUAAAUUUAAUGGCGUGAUUAUACUAUCUGGAGAUGGUCUUGUAUUUGAGGUCCUCAACGGUCUUUUUGAACGACCGGAUCGUGCAACUAUCAUUCCUUGCUUACCGAUAGGAAUUGUACCGAGCGGUUCCGGCAAUGGUUUACUUUCUUCGCUCUUCGCCAGCCGCGGAGAACCCCUCAAAAAUCCGGACUUCACAAGAAGAGCAAUCGAAAUCGCUUGUUCUCCAUGUGCACAUGCUCAGUCAGUGAAUUUGAUUCAUAUACAAACCGAAAAGGACAAUUUUGCAGCAUUUCUUAGCGUAGGAUGGGGAUUGAUGGCAGAUAUUGAUAUAGAAAGUGAGCGUUGGCGUAAAACGCUAGGAUCAAACCGAUUUGUUCUCGGCGGGCUGAUAAGAACGUUAAAUCUACGAACCUAUCGAGGACGAUUAGCUUUUAAAGUGUAUACGGGUGAUAGGUAUAUAACCAGUGAAAGCUUUGAUCUUUAUGCAAAGACCGCUGGCGAACGGAUGUUGGCCACACCAGAAAGUAGUAAUGUUGAUGAGGUCUGCCUUUCGCAUCGACCGCUUGAUACAGCAUGGCGACAUAUGCACAGUGAAAGCAUGGGCGAUGUGGAGGACGAGAUUCCGGAAGACUGGACAGUAGUCGAGGACGAGUUUGUCUCAGUCUAUGCUGUUACCCUGUCGCACAUCUCGAACGUAGGUCCAUUUGCUCCAAAGGCUCUUAUGGAUGAUGACCGGAUCUAUUUAACCUAUAUACUUCGGAAAGAUUUAUCUAGUCGAUUUGAUCUCAUUAACUAUCUGUCAGCAAUCGAAAAGCAAAAACACUUGGAUCUAUCAUAUGUUAAGGUUGUUGAAGUAUCGGCGUUUCGCUUGGAACCUCUAGACUCUGGCUCGUAUUUGACAGUUGACGGUGAAGUAAUUAAUGCUAAAAGCCUCCAAGCAGCAACGACUUCAUUGAAGACAGCUAUUUUUGCACCGUAACCUCAUCAUCAGCGAAUUUGUCCAGGAUCUACCAGUACUCACUGUGAUAUCUAUGAGCUCUAACCACAAUUUUCUCUAAACAACACGUAGG
Messenger RNA from Cylicocyclus nassatus, 1384 nucleotides. Lineage: Eukaryota; Metazoa; Nematoda; Chromadorea; Rhabditida; Strongylidae. The record is from the annotation of a GenBank genome assembly.